AUGGCGCAGAAGUCCCCUGAGCUCUUGCGGAACAUGAUUGCUGACGCAAAAGUCGUCCUUCUUGGCGCGCAAGUAUGUCUUCCACCUCUCGCUGCUGUGCCGAGUUUCCGUUGUUGUGUUUACUUUGCCACAACCCCCUACCCCCUCAUUCGCGAUCGCGUACUGACUCGUCGUGCUCUAGCCCAACCCACCACGAUUGGCGCGUCUUUUCUCGCCAAAAAAAUAGUUGUCGACGGCGUCGUCGUCCGCCUGCAGAUCUGGGACACGGCAGGCCAGGAGCGAUUCCGCUCGAUGGCGCCGAUGUAUUACCGCUCUGCCGCUUGCGGCAUUCUCUGCUACGAUAUCACCUCUGCCUCGUCGUUUGACGCGAUGCAUUCGUGGCUGCAGGAGCUCAAGGCGAACUUGAGCUCGGAUAUUAUUAUUCAUUUCGUCGGAACUAAGCUCGAUCUUGUGCGGGAGGAUCCGUCGUGCAGGGCCGUGCCGUUUGAAAAAUGCGUGCAGUACGCGGAGAAGUGGCUUCGUGAUUCGGAGAUUGUCGAUAAUCCGAAUUGGACGGGUCGCGAUUCCUGCCAUGAAAUUUGUGCAAAGGACGACGAGGGUGUAAACGAAGUAUUCGAGAGCAUCACGCGAACUAUCAUCCGUCGUCGGCCUAUUCUCAAAAAAUCACGGCGCAACUCUGUGCAUUACGAAUCUGACUCGUUCUCGUCGGAUGAUGAGGAAGGCGAUGCAUUUGGAACCAUGCGUAGCAUUGGGUCUGUCAAUCUAGGCCAGCCUGCUGCGGUUCCUGAAAAGAGUCGCUGCUGUUGAUUUCCAGCGUUCUCAUCUGCUUUCUUAGUUCUGGGUCUGUAGUUUUUGUUUUUACGUGUAUUGCAUUCGUGAUUCUGCAUUUGUUUUGUCUUCUUGCUUUUGAUUUUGUAUGGUUUUGGUUAACAUCUGAAUGCUUUGUGUAUUUUUUACGUGUAUUUUCGUGUGUUUAGGAUGUUUU
Myxozyma melibiosi is the source of this 985-nucleotide messenger RNA. Its product is annotated as ras-like GTP-binding protein RYL2. The record is from RefSeq and is a predicted model, not a curated record. NCBI's taxonomy places the organism in Eukaryota, Fungi, Ascomycota, Lipomycetes, Lipomycetales, Lipomycetaceae. The transcript is spliced from 4 exons. The coding region runs from base 1 to 807 and encodes 268 amino acids. Gene Ontology annotation, molecular function: GTPase activity; GTP binding. Gene Ontology annotation, cellular component: Golgi apparatus; endosome.